This is a messenger RNA of Rhododendron vialii, 1035 nucleotides long. RefSeq names its product protein RKD2-like. The coding region runs from base 1 to 993 and encodes 330 amino acids. The record is from RefSeq and is a predicted model, not a curated record. The transcript is spliced from 4 exons. NCBI's taxonomy places the organism in Eukaryota, Viridiplantae, Streptophyta, Magnoliopsida, Ericales, Ericaceae. Gene Ontology annotation, molecular function: DNA-binding transcription factor activity.
AUGGCUUGUGUUUUUGAAGUUAUUGGAAGGAAUGAAUGUGGCUUUGUCAUUGCUUACAACAGAAGUUGGUUUUCUUCAUUCGAGUGGCAUUAUGAUGUUCCAACACAAGAGACUGCGUUUGACGCUUUGCCUUUGAUGGGGAACUUCCCAAUUGACCCUCUCUAUUCCUCAUUGGAUAAUGUGCCAAGUCCUACUGCAAUUCAAGCGGUUGCAGAAGACGUUUUGUUGUAUGGUUAUGGAAAUGGGUUUGGGGUGUGGAAUGAUCAUCAUGAAAUGAGUAGUAGUGCAGCUGGGCUGGAGGCUGAGAACCAACAACCGUUACUGUUGUGUGAUCAUGAUCAUAACGAUGAUAUUGUUGUGAAAGAUGAUAAGAAGAAGAAUGUUAGUAGUAAUAGUAAUAGUAAUAAUAAUAAAAGUAGUAGUAGCAACGUGGGGGGUUCAAAGGCAUUGUCAAGAAAGACAAUAUCGGAGUAUUUCUACAUGCCAAUAACACAAGCAGCUAAGGAACUCAACGUUGGGCUUACCCUCUUGAAGAAACGUUGUAGGGAAUUGGGUAUUCGGAGGUGGCCUCAUAGGAAGCUCAUGAGCCUCCAAACCCUAAUCAACAAUGUCCAGGAAAUGGGUAAGAAGGACGGAGAAGAGGGAGAGGGAAGUUUAAGGGUGGCAAUAGAGAUACUAGAGAAAGAGAAGAAGUUGAUGGAGGAGGCACCCGAUGCACAACUUGAGGACAAGACAAAGAGGCUGAGGCAAGCUUGUUUCAAGGCUAACUACAAGAAAAGGAAGCUCAUGGCCGGAUCGAAUACGAAUGUAAUGGCGUCCAGUACUACUUAUAAUUAUUCUUCUAGCACUGCUAGCAGCAAUAAUCCCCUAAGUAUGGAUGCAGCUGCUGCUGUUGCAGCUGAUUUUGGAACUAGGCAUGGUGAGGAGGAGGAAGAAGAAGAGAUGAAGACCCUUUACAUUGACUAUUAUUCUUCUUCUGAUGUAAUUUUCUGAGGUUUAGGGUUGUAGAAAGUUAGAAAUCAGUGCCCUAGCUAG